Molecule: messenger RNA, 4671 nt
Organism: Aedes albopictus (Asian tiger mosquito)
Lineage: Eukaryota; Metazoa; Arthropoda; Insecta; Diptera; Culicidae
Product: ribosomal protein S6 kinase alpha-5
Exons: 8
Coding region: 586-4575 (1329 amino acids)
Biological process (GO): peptidyl-serine phosphorylation; regulation of DNA-templated transcription
Molecular function (GO): ATP binding; protein serine/threonine kinase activity
Source: RefSeq, a predicted model, not a curated record
CGGAUUUUCAUCGUCCCCUGAGACGGUUGUCGUCGGUCGUCGGUCGUCGUUGUGUUCCCGUUUGUUGGAUUGGAUGUGUGCCACGCGCGCGGUUUUCCACAUUUUCAAUUUUCCUCGGUGCUGGGAAGGGCUCUCGACAACAACUGUUAGUGAGAAGUGUGCACAGUGCAAGGAUUAAGCCAUAUUCGGUGUGAAAUUUCGGAAUUUACCGAAAUUCGGACUUUGAGAGUGAUUACCAGUUUCGAGGGGUUUAAAAAUCCCAACAUGAAUUGAAGAUUCUUUGUGAAAAGGAAGAACCUUUACGUCGUCUGACGACGACUCUUGAUUAGUGUAAGAAGAAAUUUUUGAGUGCACGAGAGUUGAUACCGCCAAACCAGAAUUCAGAAAACCUCUGACCGCAGUUGUGGUCAACCAUGGAAGUGCUUUGAGAAGAAACCAGUGUGCCCGCAACCAUUGAAAGGUUCGUCGGUUGGGAAAGUGAAAUUGUAGUUAUCCAAUCUCGAGGGAAUUGCCCCGCGAAGUGCUUACAGUGUGGGGUGUUGGUAAAAAAUUUGAAGUGUGUCUAGUACUUGCUCAGGUCGCAAUAUGAGUCGCAAUCGUACCAAAGGAGGUACAGCCGGGGGUUCCUCUAGCAAGAAGCAGCACGAAAGUGGCUUCUACGAGGAGUUCUCCUCGUCGUCUUCUUCGACUUCCUACGGUUUGGCAGCAAAAGAUUCGAAAAGCUCGUCCGGAAGUGCUAAAAACCAGACAUCGUCAUUGUCCUCUUCUCGGCACUAUCACCACCACCACCAUCAGCAGCAGCAGCAGGCGCGUCCGCCAAAAACGGAUUACAUGGCGUUCUACAACAAGUACUAUCAACAGCAAUCGGAAUCGAAGCGCAAGGGCGCUUGCAAUUCGAUCGAGCCACCCGAUCUGAUCAAUCAGAUUGUGGCCGAAGCCCAGAAGAAACACCUGCAGCAGCAGGAACAGCACGCGCUUGUUAGUAGCAGUAGCAGUAGCGGUGGGGGCGGCAGCAGCAAUUACCACCAAGUGCGCGAAGCACCCGUCAUCAUCGAUUCGGAAGAUUCGGAUAACGGUGCUGCUAGUGGAAACGAAAGUGGCAGUGAUGGGGAAGUGCACACGAGCCGAUUGCAUCAACAGCACCAUCACAACCACCGCCAUCAACAGCCGCAGCAACAUCAUCAUCAGAAACACGUUGUGGUAGAGGAAGACGAAGAGGAAGAGGAAGACGAUGACGAGGAGAUGGAAGAGGAUGAACCAGCACAGCAACAGCAGAAACAGCAGCAGCAGGAUGCGCUCAAGAAGCGAAACGAAAAGAGCAGCAGCAGCGUUAUCUACAACGGCACGAUCAUUGAUAAGGAGGGGCUUGAGAUGAUCAAGAGCUCCACCAUCAACACCAAAGUUAAACUCUGCGAGGAAGAUAAAGUCAGUAUGGAUGACUUUAAGCUUCUAAAAGUGCUGGGCACUGGCGCGUACGGAAAGGUGUUCCUGGUGCGGAAAAUGGGUGGUGUAGACCACAACAAGCUGUACGCCAUGAAGGUCCUGAAAAAGGCCACCAUCUGCCAGAAAAAGAAAACAGCCGAGCACACCCGAACCGAGCGACAGGUGCUAGAAUCAAUCAAACGAUCACCUUUCCUCGUGACGAUGCACUACGCCUUCCAAACGGACUCGAAGCUUCACCUCAUCCUGGACUAUGUGAGUGGCGGAGAGCUGUUCACCCAUCUCUACAACAAGGAACACUUCACCGAGGACGAGGUGCGGAUCUACAUCGCUGAGAUCAUCGUUGCUCUUGAACAACUGCAUAAAUUGGGCAUCAUCUACCGCGACAUCAAGCUGGAAAACAUCCUGAUCGACUCUGAGGGGCACAUCGUACUGACGGACUUCGGUCUCUCGCGGGAGCUGGUGUACGAAAAUGAACGGGCGCACAGUUUUUGCGGCACAAUCGAGUACAUGGCACCGGAAAUCGUGAAAUCCAACCAAAACGGCCACGACGCAUCCGUUGACUGGUGGUCGGUGGGAGUGCUCACGUUCGAACUCCUCACCGGAAGUUCCCCGUUCAGCUCCGAAGAACCGGCCACGCAGACGGAAAUCUCCAAGAAAAUCACCAACACCGAAGCGGUCAUUCCGGAUCAUCUUUCCCGGGAGGCGAAAGAUUUCAUCCGGAAGCUGCUGGUCAAGGAUCCCCGGCGGCGGUUGGGCGGUGGAUCGGCCGAUGCUUCCGAGCUGAAGUCGCAUGAUUUCUUUCGGUCCAUCAACUGGCGCCAGCUGGCGGAGAAGAAGAUAUCGGCUCCCUUCCGGCCGGUCAUCGAGGACGAGCUGGACACCAACAAUUUUAGCGACGAGUUUACCCGGCAAACACCGGUCGAUUCGCCCGCCUCGGCGCCACCCAACUCUGAACGGUUGUUUAGAGGUUAUUCGUACGUUUCGCCUAGUUUACUAUCGAGUAAAGUCGUCGAUAGAAACAAGUACAUGAAAAAUAAAAAUGUUCGACCUAGUGAGACUUCGAUACGAAGAUUCAUCAGUAAGAGCUCCCCAUUCUACAAGCGGUACGAACUAUCCCCGGACCAUGCCAUCGGCGAUGGUUUGUUUUCCACCUGCCUCAAGUGCCGCCGUCUGUCUUCGUCAUCUUCCUCCAAUCAUAGCAGUAGUAGGAACAGCACCAGUAAUACUAGUAGUAGCAAGUACUACGCCGUAAAGGUGAUGUUCAACCAUCCGGAACCGGCCGAGUAUGCUCGGCGUGAGGUUGAGGCACUGAAGGAGUGCCAAGGACACCCGAACGUUGUGCGCUUUGUGGAGGUUCUCAAGGAUUCGCAUCACAUCUACAUCGUACUAGAGCUGCUGGGUGGAGGGGAGUUACUUCACCGAAUAAACAAAAGCAGCAGUUUUACCGACAGUCAAGCCCGGCACUAUUUCCGGCAAAUGGUGCAGGCUGUGGCUUUCAUGCAUCAGAAAGGCAUGGCACAUUGCGAUCUCAAGCCGGAGAAUGUGCUGUUCGAGGGACCAGGGUCGGAGCAUUUGAAGCUGAUAGAUUUCAGCUUUGCCAAAAGUAUAGAGAAUAAUAAUUGUCUGGAGCGGUCGCCUAUCGCUGGAACGUUGGGCUACGCCGCUCCGGAAGUGUUCGAGGGACGAUCGUACGCGCUGGAAUCGAGUGAUUUGUGGUCUUUAGGAGUGAUACUGUACACAAUGCUGUGCGGUCAAGCUCCGUUCACGCCACGACAAUUUUUCGGUCACACAAAUUUGGCCUCGUCGGCCAAACAGAUGGAAAUCAUCAUGGACAAGAUUCGGCGCGGGUCGUUCGACUUGGCCGCGUCGGCGUGGGAUUGUGUCAGCGAAGAGGCCAAAGACUUAGUACGCCGUCUGUUGACGGUGGAUCCGGAUCGACGGAUAACCAUGGAGCAACUGCUAGUGCACGAAUGGCUGGAUCUGAACCGAACAGCAGGUGUUCGGAGACAGCUGAAAACGAUCUACCCACAGCAGAGCCUAAGGCAAUUGGAAACCAAUGUGAAGAACACCUACGACGCAUUUAAACGGGCGGAAGAGGAAGGUUUCCGGUUACGGGAGGUCAGCCGGACGACGGCGAACCAGAGGCGAACUACCAAUGGGGCCAAAUCUAAGAAAUCAACUGAAAGCCAGUAUAGCAGCUCGAUGGAGGAGAGCACCUCUAGCGGAAUUGGACGAAGCAAAUCCAGCAAGAGCAGUUCCAUGUCGGAUAAUAACGGACCCGAGACGGAACACCGAACGAUAAGUGUUUCGACGAACAACUCCGAGGUGGUGCUCGUUGACGACGAAGUCGAAAGCGACCGUGAGGAGCCUACGGUAAUGGAGGAAAAGACACAAGAGAAGCAAAAGACGGCAUCUAGUGAAAGCAAUAACAACAAUGACCUUAAAGAAUCGGAGCCCGAGAGUGCAGUGGAGGAAGACCUCGAAGACGCAGAACAGGAGAUUGAUGACCUGUUGGCGGAUCUGGAUGAGAUCGUUGAGGAGCACAAAGCGGAGAUGCUGCAACAAAGAGAAGAAGAAGAGCACCAGCAGCCCAAGGAGCCAGUCGAGGUCGAGGAUGAACCGGAAAAACAAGUACGGAGAAGAAGCGAUUCGUGUGAAAGUGACGCCAGCGGUACGACCGUUCCAUUAGAUCUGGUAGGCGGAAUCAAAGAACAACAUACGCAGCCACCUCAGAUCACUGUGCAAGAAGAAGUAGAAGAACAGUCGGAAGCGGAAGAGGUCAAUGAGGAAGACGAAAAAGAGGAAGAAGCACUCGAAUCUGCCGUUCUCGUACAAGAAGCAUCGGAACCCGAUCUAGAAUCGAUCUCGACCGAAUCGCUAAUGUUCGCCGGGAUGCGUGCUUCGAUCGACGUCGAAGAGCGGGAAUUCGGUUACAUGUCCGGCGAUGCCGAGCCCAUCUUCUACGGGUUUGACGAAACGAUGGAACUCGCAGGCCGGCCGUUCAUCCUCACGUUCAGUAUCGAAUCGGUGCCGGUGCUGUGCAGCAAACCCAAACGCAAACGGCGCAUGGAAGUGGACCUCAGCUGCCGUCGGUCCAAGCGGACAAAGUCGACCGUAAAUUAUGUGUAUUAAAACAAAAUUAGCCAAGUUUUAGAUCGUUUUUGUUGAAUAUUUUGCUUUAUUUUUCUAUAAAAAAAAUGAUACAUGAAUCUUCUGCGGAGACAUCUA